GGUUUGUGUGUCUGGGAACCUGCUACUGGUCUCCCAUCCAUACACACUCACACACAGAGAGAAAGAGAGAGCCACGGUCAGACAGACUGGCUCUCCAAAACCGACAGCAGGGGAAAAAAAACUCUCCUCUCGCGGCUCAGAAACCAGCAACUAUCGCAGAAGUGAAGUCGACGCGAUGUUAACCUCGAAAUGCUCUCUUUUAUUUUGAGAGGAAGGCUAACAACAGGGAAGAAGCUGCUUAAAAGUAGGUGAAGUGUGACAGCUGGAGACAUUUAACCCAAGGAUUUGUUGACUGCACGUGGAAACUGCUCGCUCAGACGCAUCGUGAAGCCUGGACUGCUCCACUUUAACUGGUGACCAGCUGUUUACGUCUGCCUAAAUCAGAGAUGAGUGCCAAAUCUGUAAUCAACAAGGAGGUGUUCAUACCUCACGAUGAGAAGAUGCUUGCUGCUGUACAGGUGAAGCGGAGGACAAAGAAAAAGAUCCCCUUCCUGGCCACCGGUGGUCAAGGAGAUUACAUGACGUUCAUCUGCGUCUCAGUGACGAACAAGAAACCAUCCCACGUUUCAAUCACAAAGGUGAAGCAGUUCCAAGGAUCAUCUGCCUUUGUAAAAAGGUCACAGUGGACAAUUGACCAGCUACGGCAGGUCAACGGCAUUGACCCCAACAAAGACUGUCCGGAGUUUGACCUGAUGUUCGAUACCGCUUUCGAUCAGUGGGUUGCUGGUUCAUCAGGGGAGAAGUGCACCUUUAUCCAGAUUCUCCAUCACACCUGCCAGCGUUACAGCUCAGCACGGAAGCCAGAGUUUGUCAACUGUCAGUCCAAACUGCUAGGGGGUAACAGUAUACUACACUCAGCUGCAGACAGUGUGACGAGUGCUGUACAGAAGGCCAGCCAGGCUCUGAACGAGCGUGGUGAGCGAUUAGGCCGGGCUGAGGAGAGGACUGCAGACAUGAUGAACAGUGCUGAACAGUUUGCUGUCACUGCACACAAGCUUGCCAUGAAGCACAAGUGUUAGACCACUGCCAAAACCAACUGGGCUAAGGGAGGGUCAGCAAUCGCCAGUUGCUGUACAGGAGAAGGAUUCCAGAUUUUAUUAUUUGUAAAAGUUUUAAUAUGAUUAAAAUUUGUUAACAAUGUUAACAUUUUAAUGUUUUGGGUUACUGUACUCCGGUGCUUCUCGUUCCUAAAGACGGAUCGUGCAGGGGACCGAAGAGAGGUAAACAAAACUGCUUGACGCUGUCAACUGAAUGUUUCAUGCUUCUGUUUGCCAAAAAAAAGUUACAAGCCACAGCUAUGACUCUACUUGAUAAUGACAGUCACUCAAGACACUUCCUCUUUUCGUUCGCUCACACACAAAUGAGAGCGUACACGUGUUGCCAAAUCAUCAUCGGCAAUUACUCCCUCCCAAGGAACAGCUUGGCUCCCAUUUAUACUGGUUAUUUAUGAGAGCUGCGGUAAUUAUGAAGUCUUAAUUUAUGAGUGCGGGCGCCCUCUGAUUGCUCGACUUUGGAUUGGCUGCCAGUAUAUAACAUAUAAAUAAGACACAUAUGUAAAAAUAGCCUAGAUUUGAUGCCCAAGUUGUAUUUUAAUAGAUAUUUGUGGGAGUGGGAAGUCGAAUGAAAGGGAUGAUCACAUUUCUGUUUGACAUUUAAUGUUUCCUUUUUUGCUCUGAUUUUUGGACAUUAAACUCGGACCAUAAUUUCAAAAUCUAUCAAAACAGUAUUAGUUAAAAAAAGUUUAAGAUAUAAUUUCAUAAACUGCUGAUGAGACUAAGUGAUGAGUGGUUUGGGUGACAAGAUAUAAAAAUGUUGAAAUAUUUUUCCCUCUUGUUAUGUGUCUGUCAAUGAAAAACAACCUAAACUACAUGGUAUAGAUUUUGGGAAGUGUACUUGAAGAUUUCAUUUAAAGAAUAAGCUUUUAAAGUAUAUGAAUUACUCUGUCUAAUACUUUAUGUUAACAGGGGUAAUUCAGUAAGCCAGCUUCUGCACUGUAAAAAGCAACAUGUAAUUCUUCUUCUACUAUUAUCUCGGUGUCUGUAGAGCUAAUUUGUCCCUGAACAUGGGGAUGCUUUGAAACUGAUCCUGGCUGUAUUUCAACUCUAAACUCUUCAGUAGUCAUACCUUGUGCUUAUUGUGUAACUUGGGUUGGUCAUUAUAAUAUGUAUGCUGAUAAAGGACAAAAUGUCUUAAAUAACAGCAGUGGUGUGUGGUAGUUUUGUCUUCUUUUAGUUUUUUCUUUUUUGUUUGUUUGUUUCGGGGGGGUUUUUUUGUUUUCUUUUUUUUGUUCAAUCCGCUCACUGUUCGUAACGUUGGCUUCUUUGAUGGCAGGACACCGCCCUCACGCUUGAGAUGUAUUUGAUUCUUUUAUAUUUUCAGUUUUGUAAUUCAUGAUGUUACAAUGCACUGACGAACCUUAUCUUGCAGAACACAGAGUUCACUAAUGAAAUGUUCCGGUUGCCUAACACUUGUGUGCUUUUAUUCCUCUAACACUUUUGAUGUUACUCGUUUUAAUAAAAAAUAGAUAUAAAGACAAAUUUAUAUUAUUCUGUGUCCUUUUUAUAGCCAACUCGAGCAGUUCAGUCAAACAGUGGAAUCAAAGUCCAUGAUUUUAUGGACUGCUGUUUACCGUUUUGGAUUUAGCUCACAUUGUUGUUUCCGGCUUGUAAACAGAACACUGCUACAAAUUUUAGUGUCUCAGAGGUCUUUAUGCCAUUUUCGCUGAUGUUCACAGUUCCACCUCAUCUUUCAUCAUCUAUAAUACUGUAAGAUAUGAAAUAAAGUCCACUCCACAAUCA
This is a messenger RNA of Neolamprologus brichardi, 2798 nucleotides long. It is a transcript of the gene stxbp6, whose product is annotated as syntaxin binding protein 6 (amisyn). The record is from RefSeq and is a predicted model, not a curated record. Gene Ontology annotation, molecular function: phosphatidylinositol-4,5-bisphosphate binding. Gene Ontology annotation, biological process: Golgi to plasma membrane transport; exocytosis; regulation of SNARE complex assembly. NCBI's taxonomy places the organism in Eukaryota, Metazoa, Chordata, Actinopteri, Cichliformes, Cichlidae. Gene Ontology annotation, cellular component: plasma membrane; exocyst.